This is a messenger RNA of Helianthus annuus (common sunflower), 1507 nucleotides long. RefSeq names its product sister chromatid cohesion protein PDS5. NCBI's taxonomy places the organism in Eukaryota, Viridiplantae, Streptophyta, Magnoliopsida, Asterales, Asteraceae. Bases 380 to 889 code for a protein of 169 amino acids. Gene Ontology annotation, cellular component: chromatin; nucleus. The record is from RefSeq and is a predicted model, not a curated record. Gene Ontology annotation, biological process: mitotic sister chromatid cohesion; DNA repair. The transcript is spliced from 7 exons.
GUUUUGAACGGUUUUCUUGAUUUAGUCUCUCCCACGUCUUCUCCUACCCACGUUCCUGUAACUUCCAUGUACACUUCCUUUUAAAGCAGUCUCAAACCUACAUUUUUGCCCCAUUCCCCUCCAUCCAUCGCUCUCUGUCAAAUUGCGCUUUGAAAAGUAAAACUGAAGCAUCGAUUUCUGGCAACACAACCUGUCUUUGAAGCACCGAUUCCAAGAAUCACGGCUUCUUUACCUCCGAAAAUGUCAAAAGCAUGGCCUUAGUUCUCCGGCGACGUGAAGAUAUCUUGCCGAUCAAUGGAAUAAAUAUCUUCUUCGCUUGUAUAAACACACUAAUCUUCCACCUUCAACCGUGAAUCAUCAUCCCUAGAUCUCAAUAAAGAUGAAAGUGGAGAAGCUUUUAUCGAAGGUUGACCGGUCGCCGAAAAGGUCGAUGAUUGAUGCGCUUAGGCCGUCGAUGAGGGCGUUGAUUAAAGACGGUCUUUCAAAACAUUCUGAUGUUGAUGUGAAGGUUGCAGUUGCUUCCUGCAUAAGCGAGAUAACGAGAAUUACAGCUCCUGGUGCACCUUACGAUGAUAACCAAAUGAGGGAUGUAUUUAAGUUAAUUGUUUCUACGUUUGAGGGUUUAGCUGACCAGUCCAGCCGAUCUUACGCCAAAAGAGCUUCAAUUCUUGAAACUGCUUCGAAAGUCAGGUCAUGUGUCAUCAUGCUUGAUCUUGAAUGUGAUGCGUUAAAAUCAGUAAGGGACUAUCAUUUAGACUCCGUUUUUCCAUCAAUGGGAAGUAUAAUGGUGUUGGUUAUAGAAGAAAGUGAAGAAAUUCCAGUUGAGAUGCUCAAACCACUACUCGCUCAUGUUAAAAAGGAUAACACGGACGUCUUGCCAAUAGCUUGAAAUUUAAGUGAACGAGUGCUUGUGAAAUCUGCCGAAAGGCUAAAGCCUUACCUUCUGCCAGCUGUCACGACUCUUGGUGAAUCUUUAGAUACGUACACUAAAGUUGUGACUGCAGUAUGUAAAGGCACAACUGCUACUAAUGAAAAUAAUGAUGAAAAUACUUCUGGGCUACAAGAGAUAGAGAAGAAAUGCCUACAAGGCUAUUGUCUCAGGUGACAAAUAAGGGAAAAUGAUGUUUAAGAAGAUUCAUAAAAGUAUUGAGCCUAGUUAAUAUCGCCGAGAUGUAUCUGUCAUCGGUCCCUUGGUGAGAUAUCGGUGCAAAAUAUCGGUUAGAAUAUUGGUACCGAUAUUGACUGAUAUUGGACUGAUCAGUGGUUGACCUAGGAAUUAUUUGUUGGGGGUGCGGAUGAGGUGUUCAACCAUAUUUUCAAGGGGUGCGGUCGGGUUUUUUGCACACAUGAUUUAUCCUACUGAGUCUUAUAUGUUGGUUUAUAAUGAAGAUUGGUAUAUAAUAAAGAGUUCAUGGAAGGGUGCCUAAAGAAAUUAAAAGAUUGUGUGAAACCAAAAAAAGUAACCAUGUUUACAAUUUAAGUGGUAUGUUUGAAAAAAAAAAAAAAA